AUGAUGGUCAAUGCUAAUUUGAUGUUGAUGGUGGUCUUGCUGUGGGUCGGGGCAUUAUCAGUGGCCAGUCCUAAACUUCACCGCAACAAGUGGGGAAUAGAUUGUGAUAAAUAUAUUCUGCCAAUAAAUGCAAUAUGGACACCCAGGGCCAGCUGCGAAGAUAAUAAACGAUUCAGAUGCCAAAUCGGCUAUGUAUCACAAAUCCAGACUAUAUGUAAAAAGGGUGAGUGGUCUAUGGAACCAACUUGUCAAGCUGUAGAGUGUCCACAAGGUAUGAAUAUCACUAACUCUGAUAAAGUAACCGAAUCUGGUAUUUACGGUGGAGAAUUUAGUUUUAACUGUUCAGUUGGCUACACUAAGAAUGGUGGGACGGGUACUCUGAGGUGUGGUGAAGAUGGCACGUGGACAGAACGGAAAGCUUGUCAAGCUGUAGAUUGUCCACAAGGUAUGAAUAUAACUAACUCUGACGAUGUAACAGAACCCGCAAUAGUUGAUGAAGACUUUAGUUUUAACUGUUCAGUUGGCUACACUAAGAAUGGUGGGACGGGUACUCUGAGGUGUGGUGAAGAUGGCACGUGGACAGAACGGAAAGCUUGUCAAGCUGUAGAGUGUCCACAAGGUAUGAAUAUCACUAACUCUGCUGAAGUAACAGAAUCUGGUAUUUUUGGUGAAGAAUUUAUUUUUAAUUGUUCAGUCGAGAAUGGUUUGACCGGUGCACGUGAACAGGGAAUUUUUGACAAUAACAGAUACGAUGUAAUUUCCACUUCAAAUUGUUCAGAAGCGUGUGCUAACGAUUCUCGAUGUGGCUUGUUUCUAUCAUUGUCAUUUUAUGAAUGCAAUCUCUUUCCAAAACCACUUAUCUACACAGAUUUUGUUACCAAAUCAACACUUUCCCAAUGUAUACAGAGAUGUAAAGAUGACACAAGAUGUUUGGUAUUAUCUUUCUUAAAAGACUCUUGUGGUUUAUUUAGUGAAAACUUCACCACGGUAUAUGACCAAUCAGGGAUUUACCAUGUAGCAGGGGGGGUCAUUUUUGAAAGAUCUGAUCUUUAUUAG
Lottia gigantea (owl limpet) is the source of this 1056-nucleotide messenger RNA. RefSeq lists its product as hypothetical. Bases 1 to 1056 code for a protein of 351 amino acids. NCBI's taxonomy places the organism in Eukaryota, Metazoa, Mollusca, Gastropoda, Lottiidae. The transcript has 6 exons. The record is from RefSeq and is a predicted model, not a curated record.